UCGGCCUGCCCUGCCGUUGACGUUGCACCUGACAGAGCGAUAUUUUUUUUUCCCUUUCCUUUGUCGAUGCCAGAGAUGGAUUAGUGUAUACUGUUUCCAAGCUAUCUUGUUUUUCAGGUUCUUGUUUGAAUAUUGCCUUCGAUCAAGACUUCAAAUAUUUAUCAAAAUAUCAAACUAUUUACCUACUUUGUUUAUAUCGGUCUACUGUCCAGGCUCUGAAUAUAGAGAUCUUCGUUUGUGAACAUAAGCAAUACCCCCUGUCCGUUUCCGUGAAUAUAACUCCGAGCCCCGGACCACAUAGAAUUACAUACUCCUGCGCUGGUAAAACGGUCAAUGAGCGACCGCAAGUACGAUGGAAUCGAGGAUGACGAAGACCGAGGCCCUUUAAGCGAUUUCGAUUUCGAUUCCGAGGAGGAAUCUGCUGUGCCUACACCUGGGCUCGGUAUCCGAGAUGAGAACGGACAAGAUGCAACUCCACUGGUGGCGUCGCGUGGCGGCACCUUGAAUAUCGACACGUCCGAUGCAGCACUCGCUGAACGAGGAAGAAGGCCAAGCGACGCAUCUAAGAAAGUAGUGGCUUGGAAAGAUCUACCUAAGAAAAAGCAAUUGACUGUUAUCACCCUAGCUAGACUCAGCGAGCCAUUGGUCCAGACAUCUCUGCAGUCGUAUAUGUUCUAUCAGCUACGAUGGUUCGAUCCAAGCCUACCGGACUCUACUAUCUCGAGUCAGGCAGGUCUUCUCCAUGCGAGCUUCACAGCCGCCCAGUUCUUCACGGCUAUGAUGUGGGGUCGUGUAGCUGAUUCCACAUGGGCCGGCCGUAAGACAGUUAUUCUGAUAGGAUUACUGGGAACCCUUAUUUCCUGCGUUGGAUACGGAUUCUCGACGACGUUUUACCAAGCUCUAUUCUUCAGAUGCUUAGGGGGCGCAACUAACGGCAAUGUCGGAGUAAUGAGAACCAUGAUUAGCGAGAUAGUCCGCGAGAAAAAGUACCAGUCUCGAGCGUUUCUAAUCCUACCAAUGACAUUCAACAUUGGCGUUAUCGUCGGUCCAGUUUUAGGUGGCGUUCUAUCGGAUCCAGCUGGUUCAUUUCCCGAUACGUUCGGCAACAUAGGUUUCUUCCUGAAAUUCCCCUAUGCUACGCCGAAUCUCGUCAGUGCGGGAUUUCUGUCUAUUGCCCUAAUGUUGUGUUGGCUGUUUUUGGAAGAGACACACGACGCUCUCCAAGAUAGACGCGACAUCGGAAUUAUCUUGGGCAACAAAUUAACUUCAUUGUUCAAGAGACGUAAAACGACCAUAGCGUAUACACGUCUACACUCACGAGAUUCUAGCAUAAGUGCGAGUCUUGAGAUGUCGCCUGUCACACCUCGAGACUCCAUUGAAGACGCACCGACAUCCAAGAAACUAACCACUAGACGCCGGUAUAAGACUAGGUUACCUUUUCGCCGUAUUUUCACAUCGAAUGUGACCCUUACGUUCGUUGCUCAUUUCUUUCUCGCAUUCCACGUUGGUACAUUUAAUUCGCUAUGGUUCGUUUUUCUCUCAACGCCCGUCUUCAACCCGAAGGAUCCACAUCCGCCAGGCUUCGUUCCGCAAUUGCCCUUCCGAUUUACUGGUGGGCUUGGCUUGCCUCCGAGUUCCGUCGGUAUGGCUAUGGCGAUCUUGGGUGUAAUUGGUAUUACAAUGCAGCUAUUCCUGUACCCUCGCAUGUCGUCACGUCUAGGUACCGUGCUCUCGUGGCGCAUGUGUCUAUUCCUGUUCCCUGUCGCAUACGUAUUUAUUCCGUUCCUAUCAAUCGUACCAUCAACGACAGAACCUCCUAGUCAGAAGACAGGCCCUUGGAUAUGGAUGGCUAUUGCUGGCGUUCUGUUCAUUCAAGUUACGGGACGGACCUUCGCCCUACCUGCUCAGACGAUAUUGGUCAAUAACUGUACCCCGCAUCCUAGUGUACUGGGUACCGUCCACGGACUCGGGCAAAGCGCCAGUAGUCUCGCCCGAACCGUCGGACCGAUCCUAGGCGGUUGGCUUUACGGCCAAUGUUUAAGCCAUGGCAUAGUCGGCGGCGUAUUCUGGGGUCUUGCUGGUAUCGCCGUGUGCGGUUUUAUCGCAAGUUUCUUUGUUAGAGAAGGGAAUGGUCACGAAAUAUGGUUAGAAGGGGAUGAAGAUGACGAAGAUGGGAAUAAAUAAGCAUAAGAAUUUUCAUUUUUGGAUACACGCCAUGGAAUAGAAAACUACGGGUCAUUAUGAGGUAUGAUAGAUAUGGAUUUGUAUAGAUUUGGUUUGAAUUGAGUAUAUACAUCCU
Hypoxylon trugodes is the source of this 2299-nucleotide messenger RNA. RefSeq names its product MFS general substrate transporter. NCBI's taxonomy places the organism in Eukaryota, Fungi, Ascomycota, Sordariomycetes, Xylariales, Hypoxylaceae. The transcript is spliced from 6 exons. The coding region runs from base 334 to 2184 and encodes 616 amino acids. Gene Ontology annotation, biological process: transmembrane transport. Gene Ontology annotation, molecular function: transmembrane transporter activity. The record is from RefSeq and is a predicted model, not a curated record.